Messenger RNA from Penaeus vannamei (Pacific white shrimp), 4267 nucleotides. Its product is annotated as spermine oxidase. The record is from RefSeq and is a predicted model, not a curated record. NCBI's taxonomy places the organism in Eukaryota, Metazoa, Arthropoda, Malacostraca, Decapoda, Penaeidae. Gene Ontology annotation, molecular function: polyamine oxidase activity.
AUGAAAUCUAGACGCUAACUUCAGGGGAAUAGUGAUAUACGGGUAUGACGUAGAUCGGGUGGUGUCAAAUGCGUGGCCCUCCACACCCCUAUGUGCGGCCCGCGGUGUAUUUGCUAUUCCAGUCUUCCACUCGGCCUUUUAGCAUAAUGAACUAAGCCAGUGCAUCGUCUUCUAAGACCAUGAUUUACACUCCUACAAGUUUUUUUUUUUUUUAUUGUGUUUUUUGUAACGAAUGAAAUGAAACGUUUUUGUGUCAGUGGGCGUCUCGCAGCGUCGACUCUUGUUUAUCUGGUCCGCAAACUCUAUAUUUAAGGUGAAAUGUGGCCUCUAGGGAUGAAUGAGAUUGGCAGUACUGACGUAGAUGAUGGAAAAAGGAACUGAGGUGCUUCCCAUCCCAUGCCUGUUGCCUUAAUCACACGUUCACCUUGAAGAAUGGUUAAUCCUGGGUUUAAACACGACAUGCUUUUCUCAGCGGAACGCGUGGCACUGCAGAAUAACAAGACAUACAUUGUUUAGCGACAGUGAAAGCUGCGAGAAUGAAGAAUUCGUCGAAAUAUGGCAUUGCGGUAUUUCCUCGGGGUGGAUUUAAGCAUAGAGCAUCACUUUACACCAUACCUCGCAGCAUGAGACCCUGGAGCUAGGAUUUGCACUAUACAUCAUCCAUUAUUAGGGUAGUGGAGGAGGUGACUGACGCUGGAUACCUGUCCAAAUUGACCGAGUGUGGUUGCUCUGUAUCGAUUUUUGUGGCUGUGGUUCACCCUUCAAAAGGCGAAGGUUAAGCAGAACGAUGGAAAUAAUCACAUGGAAAUUUUCGCUUGGAAAUAGCUUGCAACAAAUAAAAUAGAUAAACAGGUAAAACAAGGCAAGCAAUGCAAUAAAUACAGUAAUUAUCUCUUUCUUAGAUAAUUUGAGAUCUCUAUUUUGUCUUCUACAAGAGAAGUUAUAGAUGCAUAGAGGAUACUCCUUAAAAUACAAUCCUAUCACAAUUACCGUGUAUUUUAGCUGCGAAAACUUGCGAAUGACAGAGAUAGGAAUUACUGGCUGACAUUAUCCGAGUUCAAUGGUACCGUAUGACUCAUCCACGCAGUCAAACCCUGACACUUCAAAAUACCAGUGAAAGUGUCCCAUGUACGUCUUCCAUAUAUAUAUAUUUCUCUCUAAAAUCUACAAGUGAAGAAGAGCACUUCUUUACAUUCUGUACUGAUUAUAUAGUAUACUAUACCAAGCUGAAGUUUAUAUACGCUAUUUAUAAACCAUAUCAAUGCAGCCUUACAAAAGUGUGUAUUAUCUUUUUCAUCCUAUCAGUCGACUGUACUCUGGACGCUGGGUAACAGUUGUGAUCAAAAGUAGUCUAUAACUCAGUUGUAUGUGGAAAGAUUCUUGUGUUACAUUUGGGGGAAAUUUGUGAUUUAUUUAUGACUUUUGGGUUCUGGCAAAACUGGGGAGGCGGUAGUUCAGCGUCUGCCUUUCUAAUAGCGAAAUCUUUGCUAAAACGUCACUUAUAGAAAUUGAUGUGACUAAUGAUAUAAUAGGCUGUUUGCUUACAUUGGUUGAUAAAGGAAUUAGUAUAGAUAUGAGGAAAAUGUGUGCAUUAUCAUGUUAGGUGAAAAAUAUGGCUACUGCAUCACAACUGACAUCAAAUCAGUGAGAUAAAAGAACCAUAACCUAAAACAAAUAACUCAUCACGGAACAUACUACUCUCGAAACACCCAUGCCCACACAAUGGCUCAAAAUCACACCGAAAAUAACAACAAUAAAAAGUCCCAGGAUCUGCGGCCAGCGAGAGGACUCCGCCCGAGCUGGCAACACUGGGCACUCGGCGAUGUAAACAUGUCUGCGAAGAAGGCAGACGACACGGGGGGCCAGGAGAACCAAAAUGAGUGUUUCCAGACGUGCAAAGUGGUUAUCAUCGGCGCAGGCAUGGCAGGAUUGUCGGCGGCGAAUCACCUGAUGAAAAAUAACAUCCAUGACUUCGUGAUACUCGAGGCGAGGAACAGAGUCGGGGGUCGGAUCAUCGCUAUUACCAUCGAUGGACGGAAAAUGGAACUUGGUGCUAACUGGAUCCAUGGCAUCCUGGGGAAUCCUAUAUAUGAAUUGGCUUCUGCAAAUGGAUUGGUGAAUAUCAUCCAGGAUAAUAAACCUCAUAACGUUGUGGCAACACUACCAGAUGGUCGAAGAGUUCCUUUUCACAUAGUACAGGAAAUCUAUGAUGCCUACUUUUGGUUCUUCAAGCGCUGCGAGGAAUAUUUUUUGUGUAAAUAUAUUCCUCCAGAUGGUAUUGAGAGUGUUGGUGCCCACAUAAGGUUGGAGAUAUCCAUAUACCUUGAGCAGUUUCCUGAGCACGAGAGACGCAUUAGAAACCUUAUCUUCAACUACCUCCUCAACCGAGAAACAUGCAUUAGUGGUUGUAACACCAUGGAAGAAAUAGACCUCAUGGAAAUUGGCAGUUACACUGAACUUCCAGGAGGAAAUGUUGUACUACCAGGUGGCUACAGCAGCAUCCUUGGACCACUAACAAAAGAUAUUGAAGAAGAGAAGUUACUCAAAGGCCAUCCGGUUGCAUCAGUGAGAUGGAAACCCCCACUAAAUGGCUUCAGUACAACUGACUCAGGACUUGGGCAAGACCUUACAAAUAAAGCUGAAGAAAAUUCAGAAUAUCUAGUAUCAGAAAGUGGAACAAGUGGUAGGCAACCAGCUGCAUCUCCAGCAAGGAAGGCUAGGGCAAAGGUGGAGGUGGUUUGCCAAAAUGGGAAAAAGUUUUAUGCAGAUCACGUAAUUUGCACAAUUCCACUAGGUGUAUUGAAGGAAAAUGGAAAGACUGUGUUUGAUCCACCACUCCCAGAAUAUAAAAUGGACUCUAUAAACAGGUUGUGCUUUGGUGUUGUGGACAAAAUCUACUUAGAGUAUGAGAGACCCUUUCUUAACCCUGGACUUACAGAAGUGCUGUGUCUGUGGGACCCCAUUGAUCCGAGUGAACCCAUCCAUGAAAGGUGGUUCAAGAAGAUUUAUUCCUUCUCAAAGGUCACUGAGACAUUGCUCCUGGCAUGGAUUUCGGGUGACGAAGCUAAAUAUAUGGAAACGCUUCCAUUUGAUGUGGUGUCAGAAAAGUGUACCGCCAUCCUUCGACAAUUUCUCAAUGACCCUUUCAUACCAAAGCCCAAGAGGUGUAUCAACACUACUUGGUGGUCGCAGCCUUAUACCCGUGGCUCAUAUACAGCAGUAGGCGUAGGGGCCUCUCAGGUUGACAUCACAAAUAUUGCACAUCCACUGUAUAUGCAACCAACCUGCAGCAAGCCUGCAGUGCUAUUUGCUGGAGAGCACUGCCACCCAAGCUUCUAUUCAACAGUUCAUGGGGCUUACUUAUCUGGACGAGAAGCUGCACAGACGUUGUGUGUACCAGACACUCCACCUGAGGUUGUUCUAGAUGUUGAAGGAACUGCAGAUCUCUCUUCAUGGAUAGAAGGAAUUUCCCUAAAUUAAUUUUGUUUUUCCCUAAAGACAGGCAUUACAUUAUAUAUAUUUUUUUUAUAUAAAUAUAGAUUUGUUUUCUCUCUUUUUCCAUCUUGACUUUUUCCUAUUUCUUUCUGUCUCUCUCUCCUUUCCUAUUUUCAUCCCUCUACCCCUCUGGAUCCCUUUUCCAUUGCCAACCAUUUUACAAAUUGAAGUCUGAACAACGUAUACCUUUAAGUGCAAACUGGUGCUUAUGUCUUAUCAUAUUAGGUUGAACAAAUAUGAGAAUUGUGGCGUCAUAGAAAUUUAAAAUGUCACUGUAUAUCACAUUGUAAGUAUUGUUGCAGGUCAGAUGUUAAUUAUUUGAUAAUAAUGUUGAUGAGACUGUAAUGCUGUUGACUACAGUUAUUUGUGUAAUUAUUAAUAUUAGUAUUGUAUUUAUGAUUUUUAUUAUGGAAAAUACAGUCAUGAUUUCAAAUAUUACAGGAAUUUUCAUUAUGAUUAUAUUAAGCAUGAUUUUUGUUAUCGAAAAUCUGUAAUCAUUAUAAGUAUUAUUAGCUGUAUCAUUACGACGACUGAUCCGUGUUUAUCAGCAAUGUUGUCAUAUCUGUCAUUAUUAAUUUUGUUUUUCUCAUCAUCUGUAUUAUCAUUGUUUUUUAUUAUUAGUAGUAUCUAUAUUUUUUUAUCAUCAUGCAGUUAUUGGAUACAGAGCAUAUCUGUAAACUCUUUCAAUGUUUCCAAACAUGGCGUGGAGUGUUUUGCAAUUUCUUGUUAUUUUCCCAGUGGCGUCAAGGUGUUAAAUGUUAUAUUGAAAUUC